This is a messenger RNA of Ceratotherium simum simum (southern white rhinoceros), 9012 nucleotides long. The record is from RefSeq and is a predicted model, not a curated record. NCBI's taxonomy places the organism in Eukaryota, Metazoa, Chordata, Mammalia, Perissodactyla, Rhinocerotidae.
AUGACCGUCUGGGAAACGUCCCUUCCGGAGCCCGAGGCCGGCGACCCCGCCGGACCCGCUGUGCGUCCCGGGGCCCUGCAGUCCCAGGUGCUGGUGCAGGAGCUGGAGCAGUACCAGCUGCUGCCCAAGAGGUUGGACUGGGAGGGCAACGAGCACAACAGGAGCUACGAGGAAUUGGUCUUGUCCAAUAAGCAUGUGGCUCCUGAUCAUCUGUUGCAAAUCUGCCAGCGCAUCGGUCCCAUGUUGGAUAAAGAAAUCCCACCCAGUAUUUCAAGAGUCACUUCUUUACUUGGUGCAGGAAGGCAGUCUUUGCUACGUACAGCAAAAGACUGCAGGCACACAGUUUGGAAGGGCUCUGCCUUUGCUGCUCUUCAUAGAGGAAGACCUCCUGAAAUGCCGGUGAAUUAUGGUUCCCCACCAAAUCUUGUGGAGAUACAUCGAGGAAAACAACUCACAGGGUGUUCCACUUUUAGCACAGCAUUUCCAGGAACUAUGUAUCAGCAUAUAAAAAUGCACAGAAGGAUUCUCGGACAUCUAUCUGCUGUUUACUGUGUAGCAUUUGAUAGGACAGGACAUAGAAUCUUUACAGGUUCAGAUGAUUGUUUGGUGAAGAUUUGGUCAACACACAACGGUCGUCUGUUAUCCACAUUAAGAGGUCAUUCUGCAGAAAUUUCAGAUAUGGCAGUAAACUAUGAAAAUACAUUGAUUGCUGCAGGGAGCUGUGAUAAAAUAAUUAGAGUGUGGUGCUUGAGAACUUGUGCCCCAGUUGCUGUGCUCCAAGGACACACGGGAUCAAUUACAUCUUUACAGUUUAGCCCGAUGGCCAAAGGCUCUCAAAGAUACAUGGUCUCUACUGGUGCUGAUGGGACAGUUUGUUUUUGGCAGUGGGAUUUAGAAUCCCUGAAAUUUAGUCCACGUCCCCUGAAGUUCACUGAAAAGCCUAGACCAGGCGUUCAAAUGCUUUGUUCUUCUUUUAGUGUUGGUGGUAUGUUUUUAGCCACAGGUAGUACUGAUCAUGUAAUCAGAAUGUAUUUUUUGGGUUUUGAAGCACCUGAAAAAAUAGCUGAACUUGAGAGCCACACUGAUAAAGUUGAUAGUAUUCAAUUUUGUAACAAUGGUGAUCGGUUCUUAAGUGGUAGCAGAGAUGGAACAGCACGUGUCUGGAGAUUUGAGCAGUUAGAAUGGAGAAGCAUUUUGUUGGAUAUGGCUACCAGAAUCUCAGGGGACUUAUCUUCCGAAGAGGAAAGAUUUAUGAAACCCAAAGUAACAAUGAUAGCUUGGAAUCAGAAUGAUAGUAUUGUUGUCACAGCUGUGAAUGAUCAUGUCCUCAAAGUGUGGAAUUCUUAUACUGGACAACUGCUUCAUAACUUAUUGGGACAUGCUGAUGAAGUAUUUGUUUUGGAGACACAUCCCUUUGAUUCCAGAAUUAUGUUAUCUGCAGGACAUGAUGGCAGCAUAUUUAUAUGGGAUAUUACAAAAGGCACCAAGAUGAAACAUUAUUUUAAUAUGAUUGAAGGCCAAGGACAUGGAGCUGUAUUUGACUGUAAGUUUUCACAAGAUGGACAGCAUUUUGCCUGUACAGAUUCUCAUGGGCACCUUCUGAUAUUUGGUUUUGGAUGCAGCAAGCCAUAUGAAAAGAUUCCUGAUCAGAUGUUCUUCCAUACUGACUAUCGACCACUGAUUAGAGAUUCUAAUAAUUAUGUCUUAGACGAGCAAACUCAGCAGGCUCCUCACCUUAUGCCUCCACCAUUCUUGGUAGAUGUAGAUGGAAAUCCUCAUCCAACUAAGUAUCAGAGAUUAGUGCCAGGCCGAGAAAAUUCUGCAGAUGAACAUUUGGUUCCACAGCUAGGCUAUGUGGCAACAAGUGAUGGAGAGGUAAUUGAACAAAUUAUAAGCUUACAAACCAAUGAUAAUGGUGAACGAAGCCCAGAGUCCAGUGUUCUUGAUGGAAUGAUAAGACAAUUGCAGCAGCAGCAAGAUCAGAGAAUGGGAGCAGGUCAGGAUAUUGUUCCAAGUGGACUUCCAAAUGGGGAAGAAACACCUCGAAGAGGUAAAAAAUAUAUGAGAAAUAUUUUAAUUUGUAGGAAGUUGGAAGACUUCAGAAUAGAGAAAGGUGAAGAGGAAAGAAAUCUUUAUAUAAUUGGAAGAAAAAGGAAGACUCUCCAGCUCUCACAAAAGUCUGAUUCGGUGAUUUUGAUGUCCCAGUCUAGGCAGAGGACAUGUAGACGUAGAUAUCCAAAUUAUGGUAGAAGAAAUCUUGGACGGCUUGAGUUAUCUUCUGGAAAUGAAUCUUCAAGCUCUAUAAGACAUGAGACUUCUUGUGAUCAGAGUGAAGGUUCUUGUUCUUCUGAAGAAGAAGAAUGGAAAAGUGAUAGAAGAAGUGAAAGUGACAGUGAAAGUUCAAGUGACUCUUCAUCUAGGUAUUCUGAUUGGACAGCUGAUGCAGGCAUCAAUUUGCAGCCUCCUUUACGAACAUCGUCUCGUCGACGGAUUACUCGAUUUUGCAGUAGUUCAGAGGAUGAAAUGUCUACUGAGAAUUUAUCUCCUCCAAAAAGGAGACGAAAGAGAAAAAAAGAAAAGCCUAAAAAAGAGAAUUUGAGGAGGGUGACUCCAGUGGAACUUGCAAAUAUGGAACAUUUAUAUGAAUUUCAUCCUCCAGUUUGGAUAACUGAUACCACACUUCGAAGGUCUCCGUUUGUUCCUCAAAUGGGUGAUGAGGUAAUAUAUUUUCGACAGGGUCAUGAAGCUUAUAUUGAGGCUGUCAGAAGAAAUAACAUUUAUGAACUGAACCCUAACAAGGAACCAUGGAGAAAAAUGGAUCUUAGGGAUCAAGAAUUGGUCAAAAUAGUUGGAAUACGAUAUGAAGUUGGGCCCCCUACACUCUGUUGCCUCAAACUAGCAUUUAUAGAUCCUGCAACUGGAAAACUUACGGACAGAUCUUUCUCUAUUAGGUAUCACGAUAUGCCAGAUGUUAUUGACUUUCUUGUCUUACGUCAAUUUUACGAUGAAGCAAGACAGAGGAAUUGGCAGUCCUGUGACAGGUUCCGUUCUAUCAUUGACGACGCUUGGUGGUUUGGAACAGUGUUAAGUCAAGAGCCGUAUCAGCGACAGUACCCUGAUAGUCAUUUCCAGUGUUACAUUGUUAGGUGGGACAAUACUGAAAUUGAAAAACUUAGCCCAUGGGACAUGGAACCAAUUCCUGAUAAUGUUGAUCCACCUGAAGAAUUAGGAGCUAGUAUUUCUGUCACUUCAGAUGAGCUAGAGAAAUUGCUCUACAAACCAGAAGAUGGUGAAUGGGGUCAGAAAUCGAGAGAUGAGGAAUGUGAACGAAUUAUUAGUGGUAUAGAUCAACUUUUGAAUCUUGAUAUAGCAGCAGCUUUUGCAGGUCCAGUUGACCUAUGUACGUAUCCGAAGUACUGUACUGUGGUAGCUUAUCCAACUGACCUUUACACAAUUCGAAUGAGACUUGUUAAUCGAUUUUACAGGAGGCUAUCUGCAUUAGUUUGGGAAGUCAGAUACAUAGAACAUAAUGCCAGAACGUUUAAUGAACCUGAGAGUGUAAUUGCAAGAUCAGCUAAGAAGAUAACUGACCAACUUUUAAAAUUUAUCAAGAAUCAAGACUGUACAAAUAUCUCAGAACUUUCUAACACUUCUGAAAAUGAUGAGCAAAAUGCCGAGGAUUUGGAUGAUAGUGAUCUUCCUAAAACAUCUUCUGGAAGAAGGAGAGUCCAUGAAUGGAAAAAAAGGAGCAUCAGAGCAGCCAACUAUGUUGAAAGCAACUGGAAGAAACAGUGUAAGGAACUAGUGAACUUAAUUUUUCAAUGUGAAGAUUCUGAACCAUUUAGACAACCUGUUGAUUUGGUUGACUAUCCAGACUACCGAGAUAUUAUAGAUACUCCAAUGGAUUUUGGAACAGUAAGAGAAACUUUAGAAGCGGGAAAUUAUGACAGCCCUUUGGAAUUUUGCAAAGACAUCCGGUUGAUAUUUAGCAAUGCAAAAGCAUAUACACCAAACAAAAGAUCAAAGAUUUACAGUAUGACUUUGAGAUUGUCGGCCUUAUUUGAAGAAAAAAUGAAGAAAAUCUCCUCUGAUUUUAAAGUUGGCCAAAAAUUCAAUGAAAAACUUCGAAGAAGCCAGAGGUUCAAGAGACGGCAAAGUUGUAAUCGCAUCAAUCAGGCUAACAAAAGUAUCAGAAAUAUCAAGCAGAAGCGGUUAAAAUCUCAGACAAAAGUAAUUCCUGAGUUGGUAGGUUCUCCUAUCCAGUCUACCUCAAGUAGGGCCGCUCAUUCUGCAAGCCGCAAGAUGAGUGCUAGUGUCUCUUCGGGUGUUACUUCUGAUAACUCUUCAGAUUCAGCAGGAUCAUCAGAAAGAAUGAGAAGAAACAGACCUGUCACUCUAACAAAUGGUUCCACAUUAUCUGAGAGCGAAAUGGAAGAUUCGUUAGGUACCUCAUCAUCAUCUUCAGCUUCAAACAGUUCAGAGGACAGCAAAGACAGUUUAAGAGCUCGUGAAUCCUCUUUACGUAGUGGGCUGGCCAGAAACACCAAUCUCAGGGUGACCAGAACCAGAGCUGCUCAGAGAAAAACUGGUCCAAUUUCUUUAGAAAAUGGAUGUGGCCGAAAAGCUACUCGAAAGAGAGUCUAUUUAAGUGACUCUGAUAACAAUUCAUUAGAAACUGGUGAAAGUCUAAAAGCCAGAGCUGGAAAUAACCGGAAAGUGCUACGAAAGUGUGCUGCUGUGGCUGCCAAUAAGAUAAAGCUCAUGAGUGAUGUAGAGGAGAAUUCUAGCUCUGAGAGUGUCUGUUCUGGCCGUAAGCUGCCUCACCGCAAUGCUUCUGCUGUAGCUAGAAAAAAGUUACUACAUAAUUCUGAAGAUGAUCACAGCUUAAAGUCAGAAAUUGAAGAAGAGGAGUUAAAAGAUCGAAAUCAACCAUCACCAUUGUCCAAUUCUCAUGCUGCCCAGAAUACUGUCAGUGAAUCUGAAAAUAGAGAUUCAGAGUCAGAAAGUGAUUUACGGGUAGCCCGAAAAAAUUGGCAUGCUAAUGGGUUCAAGUCCUAUACUCCAGCAACUUCUAAAACAAAAUUUCUUAAAAUAGAGUCUUCUGAGGAAGACUCUAAAAGUCAUGAUUCAGAUAACAGGCAUAACAGAAUUGCUGGCCCAUCAACGUCUGGGCAGAAACUUAAGGCAGAACGCAUCUCAGAGGAAGAGGAGGAAGCAGAUUCUGAACCAAGAAAAUAUGUUGGUAGGAAAUACAGCACAAGUCGCAAGAAUGCUACUUUCCUUAAAAAAGCAAAGAUCUUCAGUGAUUCAGAGGACUCCGAAUCGGAAGAACAAGAUAGAGAAGAUGGUAAAUGUCACAAAAUGGAAACAAACCAGAUUUCAGAGAAUUUGAAGUGUGAACCUAGUGCUGGGUCCCAGUGUUUCUCAGAUCAUGUAUCUGAAACUGAUUUGGAUUCAGAGGAUGACAAGAUAAAAGAAAAACCAAGCAGUUUUAUGAAAGAUUCUACAUCACAAGACCAUGGACAAAGCAGAAGAGUUUCCAGGAAAAGGGUCUGUUCAAGUGACUCAGACAGCAAUUCACAGGUGGUUAAGAAAUCGCCAAAAGCCAAAAUGGGUCUCCACAGGAUUCCUCGAAAAUGUGCAACCACCGCUGCCAGUAAGAUUAAGCUCAUGAGUGAUGUGGAAGAUGUCAGUUUACAAAAUGUGUGUACUAGAAGCAGAAAUGGAAGGAGAAAGCUCCACUUUGCAUGUACCACAGCUAAGAAGAUAGUGAGCGAUUCUGAGGGAGAUGUAAACUGUGAAGUGCCGAAUGAACGGUAUGCCUGUGCAGGGAAGCCACCUGAAGCUGACUCAGAAGGUAGUACAAAAAGUAUUAAUCAGUCUUUAAGUAGAGACUCAGACUCUGAAGGUAUGUUCAAUUCAGAACACAAAAACAGGCACACCAGUAGUCACAAAACAAAUGUUGCACCUUCUAAAAUGAAGAGUUCUUUGAUUGGGUCUUCAGAGGAAGAUUCAAAAAGCCAUAUUCUAGGGGGUGAGAUGGGGAGAAAAUUUUCUUCUGAGUCAACUUUGGUACAAAAAGCUACUGCAGAGAAUAACUUUGAAGAGGAACUGAAUUAUGGGCUGCGCAGGUGGAAUGGCAGAAGACUCAGGACCUAUGGGAAGGCUCCUUUCAGUAAGACAGAAGUGAUUCGUGAUUCUCAGGAAGCAGCCGAGACGGAAAUAAAAAGGAAAAGACGGCAUCCUGAAUUAGAAAAUGUGAAAAUUUCUGAAACAACAGGGAGUUCAAAAUGUGGACCUGACACUAGUCCCAAAUCUGACUCAGAUUUGGGAUCUGUAACUGAAUCAGAUGUUGACUGUACUGAUGAUACAAAAACCAAAAAGAGGAAAAUGAAAGGAAAAGCAAAAGUAGUUAGAAAAGGUAAAACUUUUACAGCUAACAUAUCUAAAACUGUGAGACGACAAAGACAAAGCAAACGUCCUAGGUUAAAUUUGGAUGAUAAUGACUGGGAGGAUUUGGACUAUGCAAAAUCUAAGAGAGUUCUUCGACGUUCAAAAAUAAAAACGAGAAAUCAGGGUAGAAGGACCGUGAGAUACCAUGAUGGGGAUGAUGAUAGAAGCUUAGAAAAUGUGUUAGAUUUUGAUGAUUGCACCUUAUGACCUUGAGGGAAAACCAGUUCAUUUAGAGGAAAUGGACUGGAAUUUAUGGUGAAAGCUGGCUGUUGAAAUUAUUUUUUGUCCUACAAUUCAGGGAAUAUAUUUAUAUUUUUCUAUGAAAAGUUAUGAAUGUGACUAAAUCAUGACUGUUAUUUUUAUUUGCACUUGCUUGCCUUUGUAGCAGCUUUCAGCACAGGUGCCAAAAUAUGCUUCAUUUUGGGGGCAGAUCUACUUUGACAGUAUUUAACUACAUAUAGCAAGAGUUUGAAAUAUGUUAAACACUAGAUAUCCUGGUUAUCAAAACCAAUGAGCAUUACUUUCAUGGUAGCAAGUGUCAUGCAGUUAUUUUCUGAAUUCUUCAAGAGGUGGUGGUUUCUAAUCCCAGUUCUAUUGUAGUAUAACAAUUUCAUGUGACCUAUGUUUACAGAUUCUUCAUAAAUAUGUGCAUACUGACAUUACAAUCAUGGGAGGUGUAACCAUGAUUAUUAGUAGGCAAGGUACCUACCACUUUUUUUUUUUUUUUUCUUUCCCUGGCUACUUGAGUAGAAUGCAUUAUACCAGAUUUGGUAAUUUUCAUUGAAAUAGUUUCCAGUUUUCUUUCCAAAUGCUGUUGAGUCUUUCUUUCUCUUUUUUGUUAUUUUUAAGGAAAAUAUCACUUUUAUUUUAUAAACUUGAAUUUAUAAAGUGCUGGUAAAUUAUUUUUUUUAAAUGUUUUUAAUUGUAUAUUUUAAACCGCUAAGGCCAGACCAUAGUCCUAGCAUUUUCUUUUUAAAUUGUGCACUAACAGAAUGCUAUAUAAUUUGUCUUUCCAAGAUCUCCUGGUUUCCAUAUAAGAGAUUUAACCAAAAUCUUGGUCUUCCAUAGUCUUAACUCUGUGAAAUGGAGGAGUUUGUGUGCCUUAGAUUUAGGAAAAGUGUGUUCUUUAAUAGAGUGUACAGGGCUAAAAGAGUAUUUAAAUAUGUAGUUUCCCCCAUUUCUAUUGAAAUUGUAGAGUUGAGUUUUGUUAAGAGUGCAAUUGCAAAUCUCAUCUAUAUAGGAAAAUAGUUCCAUGUCAUUCUUCAUCUCUGUUUUAGCUUACUGCUGCCAUGUGCAAUCCCAAGCAUUCUUUGCUGGGGCAACUAAGUGUAUCUUUAUUAGUGACCUCUAGUUUAAAUCUAAGAAACUGUCAUGUGUUGUGGGAAAGUAAUUUUGAAAUCCAUUUAAAGUGAAACUUGUGUCACAUGAUAAAAUACCAUAGUACACUUAUUUUUGAGCCAAAUAUUUUUACUUGAUAAGUUGUGCUACUCCAAACAGUGUAGGUGGCUGUUCCUAGCUUGUUUGUGCCUGAAGAUGGACUUGAUUCAAAUGGUUUACAUAUUUUGUAGUUAAGGGGUAUGUUACAGUACUCCCACCUUUGUUAUUUAUUGGCCCUAACUGUGUGUGGUUUCAGACAAAAUUAACUCCUUUCUCCUGUGUAUCCUUAAGGUGGCAGAUAUGAAAAAGCGUAAGAUCCUGGUAUCAGUGUUAGAGAAUGUUCUUAAGGGCUGUUACUUUUUAGUUAUCUAUUCCAUUUGACAUGGUAGAAGGUACUUUCUCUUUCUACUCGAAUGUAAGGGGAAGGUUGUUUUUGGACAUUACCAACUGAGAUAAGUGGGAUACCUACCUCUCCUUUGGUUGUUUAGAGAGCUAUCACCACUUCAAAACUAUGAUGCUCUUCUUCUCAAAGUUGGUGUUAAGUGUAUAGUAGACAGAUUGAUUUAGGAUAAUUGUCCUUGACUAUUGACCUGAAAAAGUUAAUGGAAUGCUCUUUACUUCCCUAAUUUUAAGAAACGGUAAUAGAUGUCAUAUCCAUUAAUUUAUUUAAACUCUUCUUAAGCUUCUCUGUUUUAUAUCUGUUCUCAGGGUUAUAACUCCAUGUUUACCAUCAUCUGCAAAAAGGUACCAAAAAAAUCCAUAUAAAUAAAUACGGGAUACUUUCAUAAAUACAUAAAUUCUUUUGGUAAAAUGAUACUUUGACCAUUGAGGCUUCAUCAAUAGAACUAUUCUUAUCUUUUGGACUGAAUUAACUGUUCACUGAUUGGCUGGUCAACCAAUUACUAUUUUUUCAUUUUGUCCAAAAUGGUUAGACCCUUUUGUAUAGAAGCAGUAUUUUGGUUUCAUCUGAAAAAACAAGAAUUCACCUGGUGACUUGGAAAGCAUGGUUGACAAUGGUAGCUUCUCAAGUUCUGAAGUAAAACUAAGGAAUUAGAGAGAGAAUCAUUUUUAUGGGUUUUUUUGGUCAUGGUGCUACUCCUAAGUAUGAAUAUGUGACACACACUCCUACGUACCUUUAAGGAAAAUUAAUAAAUAAUUAAUAGUUCAAAAUGUUUACAUUGA